This is a messenger RNA of Colletotrichum orchidophilum, 708 nucleotides long. RefSeq lists its product as uncharacterized. Gene Ontology annotation, biological process: kinetochore assembly. NCBI's taxonomy places the organism in Eukaryota, Fungi, Ascomycota, Sordariomycetes, Glomerellales, Glomerellaceae. The record is from RefSeq and is a predicted model, not a curated record. Bases 1 to 708 code for a protein of 235 amino acids. Gene Ontology annotation, cellular component: kinetochore. The transcript is spliced from 3 exons.
AUGGAUGAGCCACCAAGCCAAAGCCUUUCGACAGCCAACAAAGCUGGCGAAGUUCCUGUCCUGCUCCUUUCCGAGGACGAGCAGCGCGUCCUUGCUCUUUACGAUGAGCUUCGCGGCCUCGAAGUCAAGGUUGCUCUCGUGAAGGCGCAACAGAACUAUGUCUCAGACUCAACAACACCAAACACAGAAGAAAACAUAAGACGAGUCCAGCAGGACGCGUCAACGGCGCGUGCAGGAUGGCUUCUAAGGAACCAUAUCACGGAUAGCGUCAUGACUGCCAACCCCAUUCUCAAAGCCGUCCACGGGAGCACGCAGUCAACGCCCAUCGAAACUGACCUCCUACCGCACAUCCAAUUCCGCGAUAACAUCUCCGUUGCUCUCGCCAACAAAUCAGAAGACAUCCGCAAUCUCGCCAACCAGCUGACCGAGGUGGAGGCCGACACCCUCCGAGUAGGCCGGAAGAACGUCGAGCUCACGGCCGAGAUUCUAAGACUCGCCGAGGAUGCAGAGAAGAGAAGAGCGGGCGAGACCGACGACUCCGCCAUGCAGGAGGAUAUGACCAGACUCCAAGCCGAGAUGAAGGCGAGCAGACAGCGGUGGAAAGUCAUGAAAGGCACGGCCAGCGCCGUGGUCGUUGGGAGCGGGGUGGACUGGUCCAGAGAUGAAGCGCUGCGGGAUGUAGUACUGGACCCCGAAGAUGACGAAUAA